AUGCAACUUCACUCAACUUCUGUAGAUAGUAGUGAACUUGAAGAGGUUAUAGAUGAUUUAGCUCAGUAUGAAGAAGAUAUACGAGUUAAACUUCUACCCUUUAAGAAGCAAAUUGCUAAAAACAAGCUGAUAGUAGCUUCUGCUGCACGUACAGAUCCUGAGUGUAGCAACUGCGUCUCGGUGAUAAGAGGUGGGGAUAUAUAUGUCCGUUCCAAGGCAACAGCAGCUGUAAUAGACUUACGUCCCGACAGUAAGCUUCAUCCAGACACAACAGCCUUCUGGCUCCAGGCACCACAAUACAUCUCGUUCAGGUACUACUACACACCUGCACCCACCUCAGUGCACACCUAUACGACACACCACACCCCACGUGCAGAAGGAGAUAGAUUUCGAGCAGUUAUCAGCCUCACCAAAGCGCACAGCGUUUUACGGUCAACUGUUAGCGUCUUCAACAUGACCAAGCAGCUGCUGCUGGUGUCUCUCUCGGUGGCGUGGGUGGCGGCGCUGCUCUGCGGCCUCGCUGCUGGAGUCUGUGAGCCAGACUGUAGUUCCUUACCAGCUUUGAGUAUGGUUGCUGAUCCUCUCAACUGCACUCAAUAUUACGUUUGUUUAGCAGAUGGCACGCCCUCGGACUCUCCUGAGGCUUGUCCACCUAAUACAUCCUUCAACGCAUCGGGAACACCCCCAGGUUGUACUGCUCCGACACCUUGUGAGCCUCCCUGCCAGCUACCACCUAACUGCACAUAUCAAUGUGGCACAGGCGUUGGUGAGAUCUUUAACCCGUAUGAUUGCAACACCUUCUACGUUUGCAUGGGAGUUGACCCUGUGGGGCCUUUUGAAUGCCCCGUGAAUAUUCCCUACUUUAACGGAACAUUUUGCGUCCCGCAAAAGGAGUCGUGCUGCACGGACCCCUGCCUUGCUUUCUGCUUUGAAGCGAAUAUUGAGAUUCCCGACCCCUACGACUGCACCAGAUAUUUUAUAUGUGACCAAACAGGGCUAGCUGCUGAGGAGGCACAUAAAACCUGCGCUUCAGGUUCUAAUUUUGACCUAACCACGGGUCGCUGUGUGGCUGGCGCCCCUUGUAACAUACUGUGUGGUAAGACUACGGCCCCCGGGGGAAGUACGACCAUUCCAACUCCUAACUGUGAGGAAUCUAUGACGUGCACGGAAGUGGGGUUAUUCCCCAAGUGCACUACAUGUGACCAGCAGUUCUUUAACUGUCUCAACAUUGGUCAGUCAGCCACCGUUCAGACUUGCCCAGAAUCCUAUGUAUUUAACACGGAUCCCGCCUAUCCUUACUGUGUUUUACCCACUGACUGCCCCCACCACCCACUGUACAAAGUCCACCAACCACUGCAUUAAGCUCACCACCCACUGAACUCACUCCUCCACCCACUCAACUUAUGCUACCAAUUACCUGGAAACAAUUGGUGUGACAUGCCUCCUAUCAGGACCAAUAGAUACUCCCACCACCUAUCCGGCACUAAUACCCUUCCCUGGGACCAUUAUCUACCCUUGGGUCCCUCAGUUGUACUUAUAUCUACUACUAACAGUAGUGCAACCUCCUGCACCUGGCACACUGCACCUGAUGUUGGUGCAAACAAUGCAGGCCAUACACUUAUUUUUUUUCCCUUGACGGAAAAACAUUAAUACCUUAAAUCAAAUGUGUAUAACUUGAAGCUAAUAUUGUAUACACUUGAAAAUAAUAAUGCGUAACGUGCUACAAACAAUAUGUAAAUUAAAUGAAAUUACGUAUGACUUGUAGCAAAUAAGAAUAACUUGUAGCUAAUAAUGUAUAACGUGUAACAAAUAAUGUAAUAAGUAUUUGUCUUUGUAACAAAUACUUGUAACAAAGCAUAACUUUCAGCAAGUAAUAUACAAACGAAAGAAAAUAAUGUAUAACCGUUAAAAAGGUACGUAUAAUUGGAAAAACUUAAUUAGUUUUCAUAAAAUAAACAUACCAAACAUAA
Molecule: messenger RNA, 1970 nt
Organism: Procambarus clarkii (red swamp crayfish)
Lineage: Eukaryota; Metazoa; Arthropoda; Malacostraca; Decapoda; Cambaridae
Source: RefSeq, a predicted model, not a curated record